This is a messenger RNA of [Torrubiella] hemipterigena, 1179 nucleotides long. The record is from the annotation of a GenBank genome assembly. Lineage: Eukaryota; Fungi; Ascomycota; Sordariomycetes; Hypocreales; Clavicipitaceae.
GAAAGAAAAGCCUGCCGGAGACGUGGGCUGCGCAAGGCAACGCCAUGAUCGGAAUCGCCAAGCGAGAAGAGUCAGCCUUGGAGCGCGGAAUGGGCGCGCUGGGGUCUUCUGACCUUCCGCUUAGGGUGUCGGUCGUCCGUGCCGUGAUAACCGUCUAUAUUGACAGCUGAAGCUGGCGAACAGCGCUAAACAGCAGCAGUAGUAGAUGCAGAUUGUGAUGAUGGUGGUGGUUUGAACGAGGGCUGAACAGACUAUCGAAUCUGUGUAAGCGAUGUAGACAUGGUAAUGGUCCAUUGGAAAAUAUCUAUAUAUACCUGAGCAUCCGUGACUGUCGAAGAUAUCAUCCAGCAGCCAAGUUCUCUCUUCUUCUCCCUCUUCAAAAUCCAAUCGUACAGCACCAUCCGCCAAAAUGAGAUUCCUCUACAACCUUAUCCUCUCGACCGCCGCCAUGGCCGUGGCCAGCGCCAUCAACCCUGCCACUGCUAUCGAGGCCGACCUUAACGAGGUCGAGGGCUCCGAGGCCAUCUUUGAGCGCGCUGAUAACGGCCUUGGCCGCAUCGAGCUCACCUUUGACGGUGCCUACCAGGGUGUUCUCGUCGAGACUGCCGAGGGCAGCGUCCGUGCCUACGAUGCUUCCGGCAAGGAGAUUGACCUCAACGCCGCUGAGCCUGAGGAUAAUGGUGUCGCCAACACCGUUGCCAAGAUCUCCGGCCGCCACCACAAGCACAAGAAGCACCACCACGGCCUCCUCCACAAGAUUGGCCGCACUCUCAAGAAGUUUGAGAAGAAGGCCUGGUCUUUCUUCAAGUGUGCUGGCUCUCACGUGCUUACCAAGUGCGGUGUCGACUUUGCUACCUGCGCUGAGCACGGCCAGACUCCUGCCCAGUGCCAGACUGGUCUUGCCUGUGGCGGCAAGGAGGUUAUCAAGUGCCUGUAAAUGCCAAUGUCUUGGCAGGCUGUGGAUUAAAUUAAGAGAACCAUACCAUGUUGAUGUUGAUAGCACCAGAGUUGGCCAGUUGGAUGAUCAUGUUGUUUCACGCACUUAUUCGCAGAGCUACCGUAUUCACUACAACGGGGCUUCUAUUUUGGUACAAUACAAAACCAAUAUAUUUGGGAAAAAAAAAAGAAGUAGUGCUAUUUUGUAUAUAUAUCCAAGUAAUUUAGCUAAUAGAGCAUUGU